Messenger RNA from Symbiodinium sp. CCMP2456, 1200 nucleotides. NCBI's taxonomy places the organism in Eukaryota, Dinophyceae, Suessiales, Symbiodiniaceae. The record is from the annotation of a GenBank genome assembly.
AUGGCGGGUACAGCCGGCAUGGAUAUACUCAAGGAGGUUAUGUCACAUCUUCGAGACAGUCCACUCGUCAAGGUGAAUCGGAAGCUGAAGGAUCGAGGAGGCAGGGCGACUGGCUUGGUGGACUGGUCUUUGCUGGAGAAGGUCCCAGCAGCCUGGAUGCAAGCAGAUGCCCUCCAAGCGGACGAAAACAGGAAUGGCAUCCACAAUUCCAGACGUUUCCACUGCGGUCAGAACAUGGAAACCGAGACGAUGAAUGGGAGCAGUAUCCAAGCCGUUUUCGGCAUCAAAGAGGGGCAGGUUGAGAUUGAGCGAGGCAUCCUGAAGCCAGGGCAGUGGACAGAUGACACUUCAAUGGCACUCUGCCUUGCUGACUCGUUGUGCCUUUGUGGACACUUGGAUGGGAGUGAUCUUCGGAAGAGAUUUUGGUGCUGGCAUGCGGAGGCCAUGAACACUCCUUGGCGACUUGAUCCCGAACGGAAGAAGCGCACCAGCUUCGGUUUGGGAUACAAUAUUGCCAAGAGCUUGAUUGCACUCUAUCCAGACGAGCCCAUUGACCCUGAGUACCUAAAUCCUGGCAGUAGUGAUUCCGGCAACGGCGGGCUCAUGCGACUAGCUCCGGUUCCGAUCUUUUACAAUCGGCCUGAGCAACUGGAGGAGGCCCUGGAUGCUGCCGCGAGGUCGAGUCUUGCAACACAUCCAGGUAUUUUGGCAACUGAGACAGCGCGCUACCUAGCUUUCCUGGUGCACAGCGCCAUCAACCGGAAGGAAGAGAUGUCGGCCAGAGAGUUCUUCAUCCAGCAAAGCGCCGUUUAUGCAGCCCGCUUGGGAGAGCGUUUGGCGGAGGAUCCUGAGGGUCAGAGCUCUGCGGACUUGCGCGAGAUUCAAGCCCUCGCAACUUCCAACAAGGAGGGUCCAAUGGAGAGAUGCUGGAACUGGCAAGAGCCAUCACUGGAGCUUCUGCAAACAUUCAGGGCCCGGGGGGAGAAAUACAACGGGCAUCCGGUCAGCCGAUGCUACGCUGGAAGCUACUGCAUGGACGGCUUGGCCAUGGCCCUCCAUGCCGUCGCGAGCACCGAGAGCUUCCACCGAGCCAUAGAGAAGGCUGUGAACUUCCUGGGCGAUGCGGAUACUGUGGGGGCGAUAGCAGGACAGCUCGCUGGUGCCUUCUAUGGUCUUGAGGGCAUCGAUCCCCGUCGCUAG